This is a messenger RNA of Guillardia theta CCMP2712, 803 nucleotides long. RefSeq lists its product as hypothetical. The record is from RefSeq and is a predicted model, not a curated record. The annotation marks the transcript as partial. Lineage: Eukaryota; Cryptophyceae; Pyrenomonadales; Geminigeraceae. The transcript has a single exon.
AGGAGGAACUAGAAGGCAAAGAGAGAAGAAUCAAAGUCUAUAAGCUCAAAGAAACAGAAGAGAAUAAGGAGGGGCAAGCUUUUGCAGAGAUUUCUAUACAUCAACGGGUUGAAAAUGGAGAACACGAGAAUAAGUAAGGGAAAGGUGGAAGAAUUUGUAGCCGGACUUCCCAUGCAUCUCUUAUGUCGACGUGGACGAAUCGUGCUCGAGAACACAGAACCUUUCUUUAUCAUCAGUGUCGAUGGACCUGCAUCUGCUCUCCUUUAUAAAUCAUCGUCAGCACUCAGUGGCCGUCGCUUGAAGUCGAUCGAUACCGAGCUGAAUGGGGAGCAGAAGCUUAUAGCCGCUGCUGGUUUGGCACGCAGCUCAGGACGACGCGUAUUCCUCACGAUGGCAAGAUCAUGUAAGAAAGAAGACUUGAUUUUCACUUUUCAGUCGUGCUUGUCCUCGGUGGGCGACAAAAGAAUGGAGAUCCUCCUAUUUCCGAUGGACGAUAGAAACAAAAUGAGCAUCCCUUACCCAAGAGUUGAUGGUGAACCGGAGGAAUCCUGUUCGAAGCAUGAGUCACAGAUAAACAGAGCUUCAGGGAGAGACAGUCCCGACAAGGACCUCGGAAUAUCAGACGAAGAGAUGAUGGAUUCCCACAGUGGGGACGAGGCAGCCUUUGAUUAUGCGGAACAGUUCUCAGCUGGGCUUACAAUUCCGUGCAAAACUAUCUGAUACGAUCAGGAUUUCUCUAUGAUGCCUUAAUCUCGGUCAAGUUACAUAUGCAUGAUGUAUGCCAGAUCCAAGGAAAAUAAAAA